UGAAGUAACCAUGCAGGCAUUUCUAAAAGGUGCAUCUAUCAGUACUAAACCACCACUGACCAAGGAUCGAGGAGUUGCUGCCACUGCAGGAAGCAGUGGAGAGAACAAGAAAGCCAAACCUGUUCCAUGGGUAGAAAAAUAUCGCCCAAAGUGUGUGGAUGAAGUUGCUUUCCAGGAAGAGGUGGUUGCUGUGUUGAAAAAGUCUUUAGAAGGAGCCGAUCUCCCUAAUCUCUUGUUUUACGGGCCACCUGGAACUGGAAAAACAUCAACUAUUUUGGCAGCAGCUAGGGAACUCUUUGGGCCUGAACUUUUUCGAUUGCGAGUUCUUGAGUUAAAUGCAUCUGAUGAACGUGGAAUACAAGUAGUUCGAGAGAAAGUGAAGAAUUUUGCUCAAUUAACUGUGUCAGGAAGUCGUUCAGAUGGGAAACCAUGUCCUCCUUUUAAGAUUGUGAUUCUGGAUGAAGCUGAUUCCAUGACCUCAGCUGCUCAGGCAGCUUUAAGACGUACCAUGGAGAAAGAGUCCAAAACCACCCGUUUCUGUCUCAUCUGUAACUAUGUCAGUCGUAUAAUUGAACCCCUAACCUCCAGAUGUUCUAAAUUCCGCUUCAAACCUCUGUCAGAUAAAACUCAACAGCAGCGAUUACUAGACAUUGCUGAGAAGGAAAAUGUCAAAAUUAGCAAUGAGGGAAUAGCUUAUCUGGUUAAAGUGUCAGAAGGAGACUUAAGAAAAGCCAUCACAUUUCUUCAAAGUGCUACUCGAUUAACAGGUGGAAAGGAAGUCACAGAGAAAGUCCUCACAGACAUUGCUGGGGUAAUACCAGCUGACACAAUUGAUCGAGUAUUUGCUGCAUGUCAGAGUGGCUCUUUUGACAAACUAGAAGCUGUAGUGAAGGAUUUGAUAGAUGAAGGUCAUGCAGCAACUCAGCUCAUAAACCAGUUUCACGAUGUGAUUGUAGAAAACCACCUUUCUGAUAAACAGAAGUCUGUUAUUACAGAAAAGAUUGCGGAAGUGGAUAAAUGCUUAGCAGAUGGUGCUGAUGAACAUCUACAGCUGAUCAGCCUUUGUGCUACUGUGAUGCAACAAUUAACUCAGAAUUGUUAAC
This is a messenger RNA of Orycteropus afer afer, 1103 nucleotides long. It is a transcript of the gene RFC4, whose product is annotated as replication factor C subunit 4. Lineage: Eukaryota; Metazoa; Chordata; Mammalia; Tubulidentata; Orycteropodidae. The record is from RefSeq and is a predicted model, not a curated record. Gene Ontology annotation, biological process: DNA-templated DNA replication; DNA repair. Gene Ontology annotation, cellular component: nucleus; DNA replication factor C complex. Gene Ontology annotation, molecular function: DNA binding; ATP binding; DNA clamp loader activity.